Molecule: messenger RNA, 3844 nt
Organism: Trematomus bernacchii (emerald rockcod)
Lineage: Eukaryota; Metazoa; Chordata; Actinopteri; Perciformes; Nototheniidae
Gene: mafba
Product: v-maf avian musculoaponeurotic fibrosarcoma oncogene homolog Ba
Exons: 1
Coding region: 529-1737 (402 amino acids)
Biological process (GO): regulation of transcription by RNA polymerase II
Cellular component (GO): nucleus
Molecular function (GO): DNA-binding transcription factor activity, RNA polymerase II-specific; RNA polymerase II cis-regulatory region sequence-specific DNA binding
Source: RefSeq, a predicted model, not a curated record
UGCGCGCUACAGAUCCAGCCUUUCAGCACGACGUCACGGUGCGCUAUAAGGAUAAAGCGCAGGCUGGCUCCAAGCGCAGUCUGCUGGAUACCACUGAGUGGGAGCAAGUGAGAGGCGAGCCUUGAAAUCUCUGCGGUGCAGAGCUGGAAAAGCUGCUUCUCAGCGAAAAUCAGACGCCCUAUUUACUCUGCCUAUUUGCUCCUAUUAUUUUUUCCUGGCGAAAAAAAAGGACUAACAACCAAGAAGUCGCUACGAGGACUGGUGCCCGUAUCAGCGAACAGUGGUAUUUCCUUUAUUAUUAUUAUUUAUCUUUUUUCUUGUUUUAUUACACUUCUACUGAAGGGACUGAGGUAUUACUUUUGCCCUGAGACGCAUUGCUUUCUACCUCUCGUCUGGUCUAUCUGCCAGAUUAUCCCAACAGAAGUAGGCUAUAUGACGCAAACCGUGUGCAGAGCAUUAGUGUGAAAGUUUUCCUCCACUACUUUUUUUUUUCAUUUUCCCUUUUUUCCACCGAUCGCACGGUUUUUCAUGCUACAGCAAGUCUGUGCACAGCGGUGGAGGACCCAGACGAACUAUUGCAUGAAACAAGAAAGGAAAGAAGAGGCGCUGAAAAAAUCUGUUUUGGCCACGCUCGCAAGUUCCUUUGCAAAUCUGCAAAAGAGUCGCAGCAUGAGUACAGAGAUGAGCAUGGGCCCGGAGCUACCCAGCAGCCCUCUGGCUCUGGAAUAUGUCAACGAUUUUGACCUGAUGAAGUUUGACGUGAAGAAGGAAGGUCUGGCCGGGCUGGAUCGCAACGGGGUUCGCCAAUGUACCCGUCUCCAACCCCAAGGCUCGGUGUCGUCCACCCCCAUCAGUACACCCUGCAGCUCGGUGCCCUCCUCGCCCAGCUUCAGCCCCACAGAGCAGAAGAGCCACCUAGAGGAGCUGUACUGGAUGCCGAACAGCGGGUACCAACAGCAGAUAGACCCACAGACCCUCAGCCUGACCCCGGAGGACGCGGUGGAGGCCCUGAUCGGCCACCCUCCGCCUCCGCAUGUCCAACAGCAGCUGCAGCAGCAAGGCGGCUUCGAGGGCUACAGGGGCCCGCAUCACCACCACAGUCACCACGGCCAGCAGCAACAUCACCAGUAUGGCCCGGGGGGCAUCCCGCACCACACCGAUGAACUGUCCGGGCACCCGGGCGGACACAGCCACCCACACAGCCAGCAUCACCUUCACCACAGCCAGGACCACCACAGCCAGGACCCCGACAGCCCGUCCCCGGAGUCCCCAGACUCCCUCCAGUCGCUCCAUCACCACCGCCACCACCAUCACCACCAUUCGCACGGCCACCUCAGCCAGUCUGGGGGGCAUCACGGCUCCGGGCUCAACGUGGAGGACCGCUUCUCCGACGAUCAGCUGGUGUCCAUGUCGGUGAGGGAGCUCAACAGACACCUACGGGGCUUCACCAAGGACGAGGUCAUCCGCCUGAAGCAGAAGCGGAGGACCCUGAAGAACCGGGGCUACGCUCAGUCCUGCAGGUACAAGCGGGUGCAGCAGAAGCACGUGCUGGAGAUCGAGAAGACCCAGCUGAUCGACCAGGUGGAGCAGCUGAAGGCAGAGAUCGGCCGGCUGGCGAGGGAGAGGGACGCCUACAAGCUCAAGUGCGAGAAACUCUCGGGGUCAGGGGCCAAUAACGGGUUUCGCAAGGCUGGCUCCACCAGUGACAACCCUUCAUCUCCAGAGUUUUUCAUGUGAGUUGUCAUAGCCUUUUCUUGUGAACCCCCUCACAACAAACUUUCCCCUCCAUCCCCAACUUUCCUUUCUCCACAAAAGACUGACUGGCUGAACAAACGAAAAAUAGUCCACACCUCCCAUACUGUUUAUGAUUAUACUAAUAACAGUAACAAUUAUAUUCAUAUUAGAAGAAUAAUCCAUCGAAUAGUAUUCUCAUAUAUAAUCAUCUCUCCAUCCACAACUGAGAUACAAAGAGCAACGUAGAGUGUCUGAUCAGUCGCAGCAUCUUUGUAGAUUAGUUGCUUGUAGUGAAGAGACUUUUUUUCUUCUUCAAAGAAGAGGAUCGGCUGAUGAACAUUUCUUUCCCUCCUUUGAGGCUACAGUUUUGAAAUAAUCUGUAAGUAGUGUGGGAUGGCGUCGAGGCCGUUGUCUCCUAAUUUUGUUCUCCAAAAUGAUGACAUUGUUAUGAAACAACAAGCAGGCCUGGCCUCGCAGCCUGCAACACACACGAGACUCACAUUCGACAAGUGGGCCCGUAAUCUGAGAAAAUCUCCAAAAGCAAGACUCCACUUUAUGCAAAUUUAACUUCUGUCUACUAGCCCGUCACGGGGGGACAUUUUAUGCAACAUCUCAUUGAUUUAUUGCCUGCUUGGUUAUAUUCGAAUAUAUAUUGAAACAAAAAAUCUGCAUUAAAUAUUAAUCCUGCAUGCUGGACAUGUACGGUAAUAAUUUCUAUUUUGUACUUUCAUCUUCUCGUGUAUAUUAAGAGCAUGUUUUUGAUCUGCGCUUCUCCAUAGUGUGGGGGGUUUAGAGAAAUGCAGCGGGGACAGAACAGCAGGACUGCCGGUGCAGUAUCAUAAUGGUGUGGGUUUCUUUGGGCUUGUAAAUAUUAUGCAACCGCAAAACUGCACAACAAGAUUGAGGAGGCUGGUUUGAACUUCUUUCUUUCUUUGUGUUGUGUUUUUAUUUCAUUUAUUUUUUAUGAUUUUGUUUUUCAUCAUUUGGGGUAUUGAUUGAGGAGUGCAUUUCCUUAUGUGGCAUUUAAAUACAACAACAUCUGUGUGUCAAGUGCACUUUUAGAUGAUGAUUUGCCAGUUUUCAUUUUGAAGUUUGUGCGGACCUCCCUCCAGGAAGACAUACUAUGAUAUUAUAUCGUGUUUUAUUCAACUCAGGCCUACGUGCAAAGUUUAAAAGUAAUAUUUGGAAACAUGUUCUGCGAGGCUGGGGAGGCAAACAUGUGGUCACAAUAUUAUUGGACCCAGAUUGCACAGAAUAGGCGCAUAAAGGCGAGGUUACAAGUUUUCUACAUCCUGUUUAGCACAUACAAAGUGGGUUGAUGCUCUCUCAUUGUAAUUCAUCGUGGUUUUUGUGCCACUAAUUCAGAAAAGUGCUGUUCUGCCUUUCCUAUUAACUCUUUAACGAACCACAUCAAACCCAAACAAAACCUCUCAUUCCGAUUGGCGGCCACCUGUAGCAUUUUAUCACUCGGCCUAAUAUUGAUGAUUUAUAUUUGUAAAAAUAUUAAGAAAAAACAACUUGUCAGGGGGUUUUUGUAGAGUUAAUAUUUAGAUAGCGCGAGCAUUUUUUUUAAACAAAGUUUAACUAUUAAUGUUCUAUGUUUUCCUGAUUUUUUUUCUGCCGGUCAGUUAAAAAGGGGAUUCAGGUUGUGCAAAUUCUCAAAAUGAAAACAAUGUUUAUGUUAUGUAAUAACGUUUUAUGUCUGUUUUAUUAUUAUUUGAUGAUUCUGGUUCUGCUGGCCAGAUGCAUAGUUAAAGUUUUUAUUUUAAUGAUUUAAAUUAACAAACUGUCAGCUCAUAUCGAAUAAGCAUGGUGCUUGCAUUUGAAACUAUUGUUGAAAAGUCAUGCAUUUAACAAUCUUUGGUUUGUUACUGAUUCAACUGUGUUGAAAUCGAAUUGAAACUGCAGCAGCGGGUUGUUGUUUUGUUUUCACCUAUUCCAUGUACUUUGCGAUGAUGGGGAUCAAUUUUCAAUCCUGUUUGUAUAAAUAAUAGUUAAACACUUACAUUUGAACUGUUCCAUUCAGGCUGGUUUCUGUUUUGUGUUAUUUUCGGUUGUUUUUGGAAGAAAUUGUUUCCUAUUUUGCUUAUUAAAGUCAUUGAAAUGGCAA